GCAGACUCAGCCCUCGGAGAGCCUGAGUUGAAAGGCGCUAUGAAAAAGGAAACACAUCAUUGAAUAAAAUGGUUAAACAUUUUGGCCCAGAGUCGCAAAGGUAUUUAGGUUCCUAAUAUCCAUUGAAAGCAAUCGAAGUUCCGACCCUAACUACCUUUGUGGAGCCGAGCCUUUGGAACUCACGCCGAAGGGGAACAUUUCACGCAACAAACGAAGGCCGUGAUCCACCAAGCUGCUCCACGUGGAUGGGCGUCUGUGAUCGCACAGAACCUGGCCGAUGGAUUUCAGUGGGGCUCCAGAGACUUCCCCUGAAACAGAGACAGAGCGUGAGAACUCAAGCCAACAUGAAAAGCCUGAAGGCCAAGUUUAAGAAGACUGAAAGCCAUGACUGGGGUAAGAAUGAUGAGAAGCUCCUACAGGCCGUGGACUACAACGACCCCGAGAAGGUGACGUCUCUACUUCUCCGCAAGGGCCUGGUCCCCACCAAACUGGACUCGGAGGGCAAAUCCGCGUUCCACCUGGCUGCAAUGAGAGGGAACGUGGACUGCCUGGAAGUGAUGCUCGCUCACGGAGCGGACGCCACGACCAUAGACAGCUCGGGGUACAAUGCGCUCCACCUGGCCGCGAAACACGGCCACCCACAGUGCGUGAGCAAACUGCUGCAGGCAUCUUGCCCGGUUGAUGGAGCUGACAGCAACGGCUGGACAGCGCUCCACCAUGCAGCUGUCAGCGGCUGCAUCUCAUGCUCCGAGAUUCUCUGCGAUUUCAAGGCCUCCUUGAAUACCAAGGACAAGGAUGGCUCCACCCCUCUGAUCCUGGCAGCUAAGAUGAGCCACUCGGAGCUGUGCCGGUACCUGCUGCAUCGUGGAGCUGCUGUGAACAGCAGAGACCAGCAAGGCAGAACAGCCCUGAUGCUGGCCUGUGAGAACGGCAGCGUGGAGACGGUGGAAGUUCUCAUCCACGCCGGAGCGCGGGUCGGCCUGGUGGACGCCAGGGGCCAGGACGCAGCGCGCUACGGCCUGGCCACGGGGAACGCCUUGAUCCAGCACUACCUGCAGGACGCCUCCCAGCGCCACUCCUGGGCCAGCGGUAAGGUGCCUGGGCCAAACCCCGUCCUUCCCGAGGUCUCAGAGCACCAUGCGGCAGCGUCUCACCCCUGCCCAGGGGGAGGCGCUUGCUGCCCCCCCGCCCCCCGGUCGGGUUUUGCUGGGAGAGCCUGGAGCCCUCUCCCAUCGGUGUCUCCGCAGACAGCGUCGCCGAGCCAGUCUCUGCCCAGCGAGAGGAACGGCACCCCAAGAAAGAGGAAAGCCCCUCCGCCGCCCCCCGGCACCUCCAGCCAGCACACCCCACACUCUCCGGAGCACAGCUCCCCUUCCACACAGCGGAGCAGCCGGAUAGUCACCGCCAAGCCUGCAAGGGCUCGCCCUGCCCCAGCUGACACGGAGGACAGGGAGGCCUACGAGGAGAUCGUCCGGCUGAGGCAGGAACGGGCUCGGUUCCUGCAGAAGAUCAAGGGUUUGGAGCAGAAGCGGGAGCGGCUGGAGUUGGAGGAGGACUCCCUACGCUCCAUGGAGAAGCAGAUAAAGGAACUCCAGCAGCAACUGGCGGACAGCGAGGGGGAAAAGGAGCAUUUGGGGAAGGAGAUUGAAGUGCUCCGGAGCCGCCUGUCCUUGCUGGAGAACGAGAAGGAGAACACCAGCUACGACAUCGACACGCUGCAGGACGAAGAGGGGGACCUGCUGGAAUUCCCAGGGGCAGAGCUGCUGCUGUCCAAGAAGACCCUGAGUCUGUCCACGGAGGAGCUGCUGGCCACGCUGCAGGGCCAGGUGCAGUCGCUCACCAUGCAAAACCAGGAGCUGCUGGAGAAGAUACAGAUCCUGGAGAAUUACGAGAAAGACGAGAGUGACGUGGGCCCGGCCGAAGACUUCGUCCCCAUCGUCCUCUACGACUCCCUCAAGUCGGAGUUCGACCGGCUCAGGGAGCAGCACGCCGAGGCCCAGGCUGCCCUGCAGGCCCUGGAAGGCAGCGGGCCCCACGGUCCCUCCUGCGAGCUAGUCCCGGUGGAGGCUUACAAGCAGCUGAAGGCUGAAUACGAGGCGCAGAUCCAGGCCCUAGAGGAGGCGCUGCAGAGGAGUAACGCCCCAGCUGAGCCCGAGGGGAAAGGCCAGGAGCCGGGCCAGGCCGGGGUGCCGGCAGAAGGAAGCAGCCGGGAAGGAGGGGCUGGAGAUGCGGCUGUGGAAGAGCUGACCAAAAUGCUGGCUGAGACGCGGGAGAAGCACGAGGCGGCCGUGGCCGAGGUGCGGCUCCUGCGGGAGCAGAUCCACCUGGGUAUCCUGUCCGUGGAGGAGCCGGAGGCGGCGGAGAGCUCCGGGAGCGAGCUGGAGACGGUGAGGGCAGCUCUGCGGAAAGCCCAGGAGGCCCUGCUGGAGAGAGACCAGAGGGUGAAGGACCUGGAGGGGCGCCUGGACGCCCAGGAAGCAGCAGCCGGUCGAGGCCGCUCCGCCGAGGAGACGAGGGCGGCCCUCAGCGUCUCCUUGGGUGAAGCCGCCGCGGAGAAGGCCGAGCUGCUGGAGAGGUGCCGCCAAGCGGAGGCAGACGCGGAGCAGCUGAGGAGGAGGGUGGAGGAGGGAGCCGGGGAGCUGCAGCGAGCGAUGGGACACCUCUCAGACAGCCAGAGGCUGGAGGAGGAGAACCAGCAGCUCCGCGAGCAGCUAGACAAGCUGAGGGGGCAGCACGAGGAGGUGCAGGCCCGGCUCCGAGAGGAUCAGGGCAAGAAGGAGGAGGAGCUGAGCGCCCUGAAGGAGCAUCUGGCUUCCGAGAGCAUCUCCAGGCAGGAGCAGGAGGAAAUGGCGGGGGAGCUGGGCCGGUUGUUGGCCGAGUCCAACAAGAAGCGGCUGGAGCUGGAGGAGAGCCACGGCGCCGCCCAGCGGGAGGCGAGGGAGCUGCAGCAGGCGGCAGAGCGAUACAGGCGGGAGUGGGUCCCGCCGGCCGAGCACGCCCGAGCUAAGGAGGCCCUGGUGGGCAGCGUCCGGGAGCUGAAGGCCAGAGCCCGGGAGCUGGAACAGGACCUGGCCGCCAAAGCCCAGGAGGCCGCGCGGCUGCAGGGCGAGCUGGCGAGCACGCGGGAGGGCACGGUCCCCAGGGAGGAGCACGAGCAGCUGCGGUGCAGCCUGCAGGCAGAGGUGAGCACGCUGACCCUGAAGCUGAGCGACCUGGAGCGCAAGCACGAGAAGACGUGCACGGAGGUGUUCCAGGUGCAGCGCGAGGCCCUCUUCAUGAAGAGCGAGAAGCACGCGGCCGAGGCCCAGCUGGCCGCCGUCGAGAAGCAGCUGCAGAGCCUACGGGCCGAGUCGGGCCGGAUCCAGGAGCUGCACGGCCACAUCGAGGACUCUGCCAAGCUGGUCAAGGAGAAGGACCGGAAGAUCACCGAGCUGUCCAAGGAAGUCUUCAAGCUGAAGGAGGCCUUGAACAGCCUGUCUGAGCUCUCCGGCCAGGGGGGGGCCCUGCCCAAGGCGGCCCCGCAGAAGCAGCAGAACCCGCAGGAGGUGGUGAAGCUGCAGGGCACGAUAAAGGCCUUGGAACAGCAGCUGGCCGAGACGGAGACGCACCACCACAAGGUCGUCUCGCUCUACCGGAGCCACCUGCUCUGCGCGAUUCAGGGCCACAUGGACGAAGACGUGCAGAGGCUCUUGUACCAGAUCCUGAUGAUGCAGCGGCUGCAGGAUCAAGGCAGAUGAGCGCCCCGGGGCGAGGGAGCCCGGUUCCUGGUUCCGAGCCGGGGACUCGCACGCAGAACCGGCUGGAGGCCAGCGGCGGGGCGAGGCCCUGCGCACUCGCUUCCUCACCGAGAUCAAGGCACCCGGGUGACCCCGGGGGCGGCGCCUUUGCUCCCGUUCCUGGGCAGCCUGUGGUGGGAGGUGCCCGUGGGCGGGUGGCUGGAAGGUGCCUCGUGGCAGGUCCAGGCCCUGCUCACGCUGCCCUUUCUAUCGGUGCUUUCACCUCAGCAGCCUCCGAGACGGGCCGGGGGAACCGGGCGAGGGGCCCGUCCUCGCUCGGUGGGCAGAAGGGGAGAGGCUGCGGUAACUCACCAGCUCCUGCCUGCGUCUCUCAGCAGAGAAUCCACAGCAAUAAACAGUUUAUACUCACUCA
Messenger RNA from Malaclemys terrapin pileata, 4149 nucleotides. RefSeq names its product ankyrin repeat domain 24 (gene ANKRD24). Lineage: Eukaryota; Metazoa; Chordata; Testudines; Emydidae. Gene Ontology annotation, molecular function: actin binding. The transcript has 20 exons. Bases 246 to 3737 code for a protein of 1163 amino acids. The record is from RefSeq and is a predicted model, not a curated record.